CUAAAUUUUCUGUCUCAUGGUUGGAAUUCUCAGUUUCCUCAUGCAUUGUUCUCCUGAGCUCAUUGAGCAUUUUUAUGAUGGUUAUUUAAAAUUCUCUGUCAGGUAAUUCCUCUACCUACAUUUCAUUAGGGUAAUUUUCUGGAGCUUUAUUUUGUUUCCUUGUUUGGAUUAUGUUUCUCUACUUCAUUUUCUUCUCUUGAUUCUUUGUGUUGGUAUUUACAUGUUAAGAAAAAUGCCACUUGUCCCGUUCAUUAUGGAUUAGCCUCAUAGAAGAGAAGACCUUCACCAGUCAGAGCUUCUGUGAGCCUCUCAAACGUUCAUGCUAGUCUAAACCACUGUCUUUAUUAAUGACUUCCAGGUGUUUAGAGUAUGCCAAGUCCCAUCAAUGCUCUGAAACCAGCACCAAUGCCUCAUGUAGCUCCUGAAGAAAUUAGAACAUUGGAUAUGUGGUCUAGUUUCUUUUCCUUUCCAGAGAGAAUGUGGGAGCUGGAGUGUUUUGCCUGCCAGCUCUGCCCUAGAAUGGGGAAAAGGGCUAUGGCAGGUGUUUGCAUGCUAGUUUGAAUCACUUUCACCUUCUUUUUUCUCUGUGGCUCCCAGGUAUCUAGAAUAUGCCAGGUCCCUCCAGGGCUCCAAGAUAGAAGCCAGUCUCUCAAGUAAUCCCCAGAAAAGUUGACACAUUUGAUGCACUCUUUCCUCUCAUAGGAAGAAACUGGGAGCUGGGGUUUUUCUCCCACUUGUGUAAGAGCUAUGGUGCCUUCAUGCUAGUUAAAAUACUCCCUUUGUUUUCUGUAGUCCUUGGGGGUCCAGUGUAUGCCGGGUCCUGAAAUAAUGAGAUAGAAGCCAGUCCCUUGGGUAGCUUCCAAAGAAGUUAGAAAAUUGGAUGCAUGGUCCAACUCUUUUCAUCCUCAAGGAGAUGGUGCGAGCUGGAGGUGGAGUUUUCCACCCAUUCAUUCUGCACUAGGCCAGGAGGAGGAGCUAUGGGAGAAGCUGGGAGCUGAAGUUUUCCUCCCACUCACUCUGCACUGAGCAGGGAAAGGAGCUGUGAUCUGGAGUCUAUGUGUGAGACCAAGAUAUUAUCCCUAAAGAAGAGACAUUUUAGUCAAGUAAUAUUUACCCAUGAAGACAUGCCCACUUUUAUUCAGCCCACAUUUCUUACUCCACAUCAAAAAACUGUUAAUGAAGAGAAACCCUGUGAAUGUAAGAUAUGUGGAAAGGCCUUUAAUCAGAACUCACAAUUUAUUCAACAUCAGAGAACUCAUUCUGCUGAAAAAAGCUAUGAAUGUAAGGAGUGUGGGAAGUCCUUUAGCCGUGGCUCACUUGUUACUCGACAUCAGAGGAUUCACACUGGUGAAAAACCCUAUGAAUGUAAGGAAUGUGGCAAGGCUUUUAGUUGUAGUUCAUAUUUUUCUCAACAUCAGAGGAUUCACACUGGUGAGAAACCCUAUGAAUGUAAGGAAUGUGGAAAAGCCUUUAAUUAUUGCUCAAACCUCAAUGAUCAUCAAAGAAUUCACACUGGUGAGAAACCCUAUGAAUGUAAAGUAUGUGGAAAAGCCUUUACUAAGAGUUCUCAACUUUUUCCACAUCUGAGAAUUCAUACUGGUGAGAAACCUUAUGAAUGUAAGGAAUGUGGGAAAGCCUUUACUCAACACUCAAGGCUUAUUCAACAUCAAAGAAUGCAUACUGGUGAGAAACCUUAUGAAUGUAAGGAAUGUGGGAAGGCCUUUAGUAGUGCCUCAACACUUACUAACCAUCACAGAAUUCAUGCAGGCAAGAAACUCUAUGAAUGUAAGGAAUGUGGAAAGUCCUUUAUUCAGAGCUCAGAACUUAUUCAGCAUCAGAGAAUCCAUACAGAUGAAAAACCUUAUGAAUGUAAUGAAUGUGGGAGGGCUUUUAAUAAAGGCUCAAACCUUACUAGACAUCAAAGAAUUCACACUGGUGAGAAACCCUAUGACUGUAAGGAAUGUGGAAAGGCCUUUGGUAGUCGCUCUGACCUUAUUCGUCAUGAAGGAAUUCAUACUGGGUGAAAGAUAAGCCCUGUUGAUAAUCUUUAUAAUAAUAUCUUAAAAACAGGUAAUGGGGAAAAAAAUAAAGCAGUGUAGUAGUUUUUUAGGCUACUGUAACAAAGUAACAAAGUACCAAAAUUGGGUGACUUAAAACAACAGAAAUGUGUUCUCUCACAGUUUUGGAGCUUUGAAAUCCAAAAUUAAAGUUGUUGGUAAUGUUGAUUCCUUCUGAGGACUCUGAGGAAGAAUCUGUUCCAUGUCUUUCUUCUGGUUUCUGGUAAUAGCAAUCUUUGACAUUCCUUGUCUUAUAAAUGCAUCACUCCAAUCUCUGCCUCCAUCUUUACAUUGCAUUCUCCCUGUGUAUAUCUGUCUCUGUCUUGUAUAAGAGGAGACUCUUAUACAGGACAUCAGUCAUACUGGAUUAGGGCUCACCCUGAUGACCUUAUCUUGAUUACAUCUGCAAAGACCUUAUUUCCAUGUAGGAUCACAUUCACAGGUGCCAGAGGUUAGGGCUUCAACAUAAUUUAACCCAUAACACUGUUAACAUUGUUUUUCUAACCUAUUUGUAAUUUUCUUUUAUACAUAAUUUGUUGAAUAUUUCAAAAUGUAAAUUCAAGGUUUGAGUUAAACCUCCCUUCCCUCCAAAAAAAAUUCUGUCCCAAACUACUACUUAAAUAAUUCUUUCCUCCCCAUUGUUUUAUGCUACUUCUUGGUUAUAUAUUUGAGUUUGAGUUUGUUAGCUUAGUUUAGAGCCAUCUUUUCUAUUUAUCUAACCCAUAGAUCUGUUUGUACCAAUACUAUACUGUAAGUUACAUUACAUAGGCUAUCUUCUAAUUCCUGGCAGAAUUAUAACUUCGUUUUUGAAGGCAGCUCUAUUCCUUUUCCUUUUGUAACAUUAAGUUUUCAUGUUAUAAAAAAAACAAACAACCCCCCCCCACACACAGUGAAAAAAAUAGGUUAUUUGUAAGCCUACCAAAAAGAAAUUACUAUUUUCAAAUUAUACAACAUAUCCUUCCAAACUUUAGUGUAAUCAUGAUGUGCAUGUUGUGCCAUAACUUGCUUCUAUCAUGCUACUAUUUCAGUAACUAUAGAUGUUUAUCAUUCUUUUUAAUGGUAUAAUUUUUCUGUGGUAGAUUAUCAUUUUGCUAAAUA
Molecule: messenger RNA, 3155 nt
Organism: Callorhinus ursinus (northern fur seal)
Lineage: Eukaryota; Metazoa; Chordata; Mammalia; Carnivora; Otariidae
Source: RefSeq, a predicted model, not a curated record